AUGGACUUUGUGGGAUCACAGGGGAGAAUCAAGAAGAUACCGGAGACCGUCCUCGCCCGAACGUGCCUCGAGGCCUCUGUGCGAUUGGCCAACCUUCAACCCACGUUGAGUCUGCAGAGUAAGCUUUAUUUUCCCUCUCUUAAUGAGCCAGCAGAAAAGAAAAGCAUCCAUUCCCUCCAUGACCACGGUGACUCAACAACAACCGCUGUGGAGGGAGAUCGUUUCCUCUCCCCUCCAUCAUCACUCUUAGACAAAUCACCUAACCGUGUGAUGAAGCUGUGGCAAUUAGCAUUCGCUCUCACCGCUGUUACUACUACCACUCCUCACCUCCUCUUUGGAUGUGGCCAAGCCUCGAGCCGACUGGCACAGGCUCGCCUGAAUUGGGGAGCUCGCGUACACGAGAGCGUGAUUGGCCCAAUGAAACGCAUAGCUGAUGCAACCGGACCGAACAGUGAGAUGGCACGAGCUCGAAGGCAGGCCUGGCGUGCUGGCGGCGAGUUGCGUUCUGUUAGCGAACGCGCUGCCCGUGCUUCUACCUCAGCGGUCAGCUCUCAAGGCACCUUGAAUGAGGAGGCUCAAUCACCGAAUGGAUCUGAUGGAAACUGGCAUCAACUUCCAUUGUCAGCGAAUCUGUCAACACCGAUGAAUUCUCCUAGUCAAGGGGACGGAAAUUCGGCGGAAAGUAGCCAAUCAGGACGUAGUAUCCUUAGAAGCGCGCCGAUACCGAUUUCUCAAAGCAGCCACCAGUCUCCACCGGUCACCGCUUCGUCUAAGGAAACUGUAUCUCCUGGGGGGGUUACAGCAGUUACCCCGAACGGCGAUGGAAGUUUCAUUAGGACGGCCAAAGCGACUCAGCUGAACGCGAUUAAAGAGGACUUGGAAGCGGAAUCGCAACUUUUCAAGGAGAAGGCUUUGCGUGAGCUCUUCAACUUUGAGACGAUCUCCACACUGGAAUUUUCGCAGGCCCUUGUGGAGAUGGUUGAGAUUUCAGCUGCCUACCAUCGCACCUGUGCGGCCAUUUUGGAGGAAUUGGCACCCCUCCUGCGAGCCGAACUGGAUGAACAGUGCCCCCUGCCCGUGUAUGGACGCAGCCUAGAGUCGCAUUUGGCGGUGACCCACGCGAAGAUUGCCUACCCUCUGCGACAAUGCAUUCGGGCGUUGAAUAACCCCACGGCUCUUUGUGAAGAGGGAAUUUUUCGAAUCGCUGGAAGCAAAACCAAAGUCGACACGCUAAAGAGCGCGUUGAAUUCGUUGCGAGCAGGCACUGUGAUCUCACAGUACGACCCCUAUGUGGUGGCGGACGCGAUGAAGCAGUACCUACGCAGCCUUCCACAACCUCUCCUUACCUCCCACCUCCUCGGCGAAUGGACCCGAGCCCUGGAAAUAAAAGAUAAAGCAGUACAGUUGCGUCGUCUUCGGCAAAUUGCUCAUCGAAUGCCGCCGGAGUAUGAGCGAAACGCCGGCUACCUCUUCCGUUUCCUACAUCGCUUCACAGAGUAUUCAGUACGCAAUCGCAUGACUCCCGCUGGUCUAGCCAUCAUCUUUGGCCCCUCCCUACUGGCUCCCCCUGUUCCCGCUGUCUCCCCUUCCUCCUCUGCCUCCACAAGUGCAGACGGACCUCCAACCACAGCCUCGGUGGAUUCCAAUUGUGGUGGUCAUCAGAAUGAAACUGUACCAGCACAAUUGGCCAUCCAGGGCACCUAUAAAGGCCUCAUCGAACUCCUUAUCGUGCACGCCAAUGAAAUUUUCCCUCUACAUCCUGACGAUGAAGAAGACGAGGCGGAAGUCAAUUUCGAUGUGAUUGACAACAUUUCCCUUACCUCCGAACCUACUUCUUCCACCUCCGUCCGCCCCUUCACCCCGUCUGACCUUCUCAGUCGACGUGCGCAACGUGCAAUGACAGAAUUCGCACGCCAAUCGCGCGCGAUUCGAACGCUUCCACAGCGUUUACGGGCAAAGCACUGGAAAGUCGUCAACACCACCUCCACCGCCAGCACUCUAGCCUCAACUAAUCCAAUCCCAGUCUCCGCCCCUGUUGGGCGGUCCCUAACUCCCAUACCAGUUCGAAAGGUCGCUGACCUUGAUCUUGACAGGACGUCACGUUUGGACCGUACAAGGAGUCUGACGCAGGAGGAGAUACCGGUGAUGGUUAAGGAGGAGGAGGUGGCGGCGACAAGGGCAAAGUCCCCACAACUACGUCAGCCGCUACGCAGUGCCCUUCAAAGGCAACACAUGGAAUGGAGGAGAGCGAUGCUGGAAGUGACAGAGGAUGAUGGCGAUGGUGGUGAGGGAGGAGAGGAGCAAAAAUCCUCCAUCCAUGGCGAUCUCUACGACACUCUGUUCACUCUACAGACGCUGAAUAGCAAGUCAGGGGUGGAGGAGUUAUUGGCGAGGGUGCGGUCAGUGUAUGAGGCGAGAAGUGUUAUGGGUAAAUCGACACUUACCUCUCAGACCGAUAGCAGUGAUACUGCUGGUGCUCGUGAGAAAAAGGCCGGCAAAGGCGGAUUGUACAUGAUCAGACGCCACUCAACAUCGAGUCUGUCGAUGUUGGAGCACAAUAGGCCACGACUGAACAACAUCGUCGCCACUACUGCUACAACGCAAAUGACCCAAUCGUCAAAGGUGGCGAACCAUCGAAAGAAGUGUUGUACUACACCGGAUCCGUUGAACGGUCGCACACUGCACAGAUUCACCAUGCCCCUCUUCACCACCAUGGACAUAGAAGGCAAAAGGCGGCCAUUUAGCACUCUGAGCCGGUUUCAGCGUUUCCCUGUCAGUGAAACCGAAGGAGGCGUGUCGUCAAACAUGGACUCGACGACUUCUAUGGUUGCACUUUUAACCACCGCGGAUGUGGAAAACUGUCGAUGGCGGUGUGAGCCACUGACACGACCCUCCAAAGGAACGCCUCUACCCCGAGCAGGUGUUGUUGAUCUUAGUUCCGUCUCUGAUAGGCGAAAGGUGGUUUCUGCCAACGUUUCUACGGCGAACUAUCCUGCAACUUCCCUUGAAGGUAAAGCCUAG
Echinococcus granulosus is the source of this 3021-nucleotide messenger RNA. RefSeq names its product Rho GTPase-activating protein RICH2. Gene Ontology annotation, biological process: positive regulation of GTPase activity; signal transduction; regulation of actin cytoskeleton organization. Gene Ontology annotation, cellular component: intracellular anatomical structure. Bases 1 to 3021 code for a protein of 1006 amino acids. Gene Ontology annotation, molecular function: GTPase activator activity. NCBI's taxonomy places the organism in Eukaryota, Metazoa, Platyhelminthes, Cestoda, Cyclophyllidea, Taeniidae. The record is from RefSeq and is a predicted model, not a curated record. The transcript is spliced from 15 exons.